AACGUAGGCACUACGGAAGAAAAAGUGCUUCACCAUUUUUUCAAUGAAAUAACAUGAGAAAAAAGUAGGACAUGCACAAUGGCAGAAAAGGAGAAGGUGAAGGUGUUUCGCAGUGUCUCUUUCAAAAAGUUAGAAAGUUGGAGCGCGAACAAAAGUGUCUGUGACGAUCAACAAAACAAAUCAAAGGAUUGUGAGGGCAGUAGCGGCGCCCUUCCCCCCCCAUCUACUGCGGUGGCAACAGCCGAGAAAGCGCACCCCUCGGCUACGAGUAAUGUUAGUGUGUCAAGGAAAGUUUCCAAAAUCUCCGCCGCCAGCCUUCCCACCGCAGAGCUAAAGAAAGGUUCUUCCACUCCUCACUCCUCCAUUUCUCCCUCUAUUCGCCAACUCACUGAGAAGUUCAGUAACAGCAAUUCUCUAUCGCACGGUUCUCCGAGCACUGGCAGUGCCGUGGCCGGGAAAAGUACAAUUUUACCCCGUGUUAAAGGCAGCAAGGGAGAAGGGUCCCCGUCUCGGAAGUCGUUCCACGAGGACAGUGGAUAUUUACAAGUGGCUGAAACGGAUUUAACCGAGUCUCCGACUGACGCUAAAGUCCAGGACCAAAAGCUUUAUUCAGGCACAGACUCGGUUUCUGGGUCGGAUUCAGAGAGGAGUCAAAAAUGGAUUUAUACACGCAAAUCUGCCGAAGGCAGCGUUGGCGCUGGUAAGAGACUUUAUUCCCAAAUCGACCCGUCUUUCUCUGAUAACAAUAACGUUAUUAAGCCUCGGAACGAUGAUGUUUUUGUCAGUGGGGCCCCUGUCUGCAAGUCACACAGGAGCUAUUUCUUAACUCACCAUGGAGAAGCUCCAAUUCACGUUGACCUAACCCACUGGCCAAGCGUAACCAAGAUCAGAGAGCUUUUUGGAGACAGGCACAGAAAGAAGUACCGGUCCACCUCUGACGCAGAGGAUUUAAAAUCUGCUGACCACCUCCAGCCCUCUGCAUCUUUUAAGGAAAACUCCUCAUCAGACAGAAGUAACAGGCAGUCACCAGUCCCUGAAGCCACUAGACUCACAGUGUCAGACAGAAACCGCAGGGCUGUAUCCCUGGACAGAAAGGGGGGAGCGAAUAGAUGCCAGGGCAUGGACUUACACUAUCACCCUGACCAGCACUACUCAGACGAGGCAGAGACUGAAAUAGCUAGCGCUAGUAUUAGUAGGAGCGGCAGGUUUCUUAAGGUGAUCAAGCCAUCCAACACGCGCAGUGCCCACAGCCCUAGUAGUGGAGCAGAAGGGACUGAGACCUGGACGUCUAAUCUGAACUCUGACCCUAACCCUGAAACCAUUGCCUCUACUCCCACCCCCCCACCCCGGAGCAGCUCUGUGGGCCUCUCCUGUAUCCAGCGUUGUGAAGAGCAGCAGCAAAGACAGGGGGCCGUGCAGCCCACGGAUAGUUUACAUUCCUUACAUAGUUCCUCCAGACCAACGGUCCCCUCCUCUGAUAGAGCCUCAGCCCGAGCAGCCAUCAGAGCCCGCUGGAGGUUCAGCUCAGGAGACGAAGAAGAGGAGUGCUCCCGGGGAGUUGGAAGAAGUGCUACCUCGGUCCCCCGCUCCACAGGAGGAGUUGGAAGUUACCUGUCCCGUGCUAAGAAUGGCUGGUGGGGGGGUAAGGUCCUGGGCAAGUCUUCAGGCAGUGAGGAAGACAGCCCUGCAUCGCUAGGACCCAGCCGAGACGCUGUGAGACGCCGCUCACUGAGGAAGAAGAAGAAGAACAGCGGGGUCGCCACAGGAACAGGGCGAGACGAUGGCGAAUCAGAUGACAGUGAUGACGAGCAGACAGGUAUGAUGGAACACCUGGAGAGACACCAACUUAACACCACAGCCACCGCAGAACAGUCUGCAAGCGCCCGGAACCGGCUCAGAGAACCUGAAGGCUCUAGAACCCGUGCGGUGCAGUGGGGGUACAGUUCUACUCCCAACCAGAUGGGGGCGCAAGAAAGCUACAGACGCCAGUACACCACAGGCGUGGCCGGGGCAUCAUCUCCCGUUACCACGCCCCUCCCAGGGGUGUCAAGGGUGUCAAAGGUGAACAUCUCGUCUUUUAUCUCGAGUCCCGGCGAGUCACGGAGCAGCAGCAGAUACUCCAGCACAGAGACCCUUAAAGAAGAGGACCAAGCUAGCUAUGCGAACAGAAGGGCUAACUGUAGCAGUGCAGCCACCCCGGGCAGCAUGGUCGGGCCAUCUUCCUCCAUGCUCAGUAAGACCUACCACGGUAACUUCACUAUGUACCGCUCCCCCAGCUUUGGACACGGGGAUAACUUCUCCCGUGCCCCUGUUAGGGUCCGCCCUCGCAUCGUUCCCCCUGCUGACCUCCCGUCAGCCACAGGGAACACUGGAGGAGUUUCUAGGGAGGAGACUACAGGUUUCCAGCGGUUGCCAAGCAGUGGUGUGGUGAGUGAUAAGGACCGGAAUCGAAUGUCAAUGUCAAACCCGGAUAUCGCCUCAGAGACAAUGUCCCUUCUCAGUUUCCUGAAAACCGACCUAUCAGAGCUCAAAGUUCGUAAGACGGACAGGUCUUUGUCAGGGGUUACUGAGAGGUCGUCUGCAGUGUACAGGAUGGGGUCAAGAAGUCAAGGCCUCCACCCAGUGCUCCGCCCUUCAUUAAAGGAUCUCACCGCAACGCUCCGACGUGCCAAUUCCUUCACCUACUCUGAUAAACCAGUAGGGCGGCAACAUUCAGCCCGCUCAUCAGCCAAAAGAAGCUCUUCUGAGCAACGUCUGGAUCGAGAUGGAGCAAUGGAUGAAGGAAUGAUGUUGGUGCCUGACAGAGAGGUGGAGAGUGAUGGAGGGGACUGCAGAGCAGGGACUCAUGGGUAUGAGGGAGUGAUGCCCACCCCGCUGCAGGACAGGUAUGUGCAGGAGGCCAGACAGGUGAUAAGAGAUAUUUGCCAGAUGAGCGCUCGCAAAGAUGAUGAUGAUGAUGAUGAUGAAGAGGAUGAUGUGCUAGGUACAGAUGGCACUAAGGAUGAAGGUUUGAAGGGGUUGAAAGAGGGGGAGGGAGGAGAGUUGAAGGAUGAGACAAGCAGAACUAGGGAAGCAGUGUCCUCCAUUUCAGGCCAGGAAGAGAAUAGGGAGAGGGAACAGGACGGAGAGAAUUGUCUGCUCAUGGGAGAUUCUGAGGAGAACGUGUCCUACGAUAGAUCUGUGGAUGAGCUUUCGGGUCACGAGUCGAGCCUGACCGAUGAGGGUAUUGUCACAGAACCAGAGACUGGACCAGGUGACCCGGAGAGGCCAUUUUUUGGGUCUGGUUUAGGGUCUUCGCUGACAGGAGAUGGGCUGGGUCAACCCCUGACAGGUUGGAAGCAGUGUGCUUUGCUUCAGGAGGAACGGCCAGGGUUGAAUGAGGGAGCGAAUGAGGGAACUGGGUUCCAUGACGGAGCAAGAGAGAAACAUGAGAACUCUGUCUCUGUUCUUGGCCUCGGGGCUGAUGCUGAGAGCAUUGCUGUAUUAACAGAGAUGAGUGCCAAUGGUACUUGUGGAAUGACCAACAUAUCCCAGAGUGCCUCUUCCACAGAACUUGAGGCUCCUCCAACUCCGAGCGCUAUCCGCCGCCGCCGGAAGUUCUCUUCAGCUGGGAACACCGGCUCCGACUCCAGUAACGGCAGCAACGGCGAGUCCAACGGGAACGGGGAUCCUACUGUUUACCGUUCACUGAGUGACCCCAUUCCUCACCGGCGCCGCUCUGUGUCAGAAGAAGGGAGUAACAGCUUCUCCGUAGACAGCAACCUGCUGGGGUCACUUUCUCUGUCCUCAAAAGGGGGAGGAGUUGGAGGAGGGAGUGUCCCAGAGUCGUCCUCUGCUGCCGACCUAUCAGAGUGCACAGGCAGUGCUGCCAGUGACCUAUCAGUGUGCAGUGAUGGUGGUCUCCGUGACGAUAGUGUACGGGACGACUACAGCAAUGUGAUUCGGAGCAUUGUUGCAGAGCCAGGUGCGAUGGACAGAUUGAUGACUGAUGACAAGAACAACGGGAAAGCCACAAAGAAGAAAUCCUUUUCUGACCCCAGUCGCCGUGGUGAUGGUCCUUUGCUUGACGACCCAGGGUUUAAAAGUCCCCAUCAACCCAAUGAACCAAUCAGUGAGCUGGAUCAGCCUGGUCAAAUCCCUCCGUCUAGCAGCGAGCCCAUCUUAAGCGAGCAGAGAGAUGAGCUGUGGGAGCUAGGAGAUGAACGUGGACGCCAAUUACGUAGUCGCCAUGGCAUCAACGAAGGCGGGAAACCCCGCUCCCAAUCAGAAAGGGCAUUGCCCUCCCGUCUCCGUGCAGAUGACACAGAAGGAGGGGGUGGAGGUGAGAAAUUAAACUUUUACCCUGAAGUUCUGUCCCCCAGAAUGGGCCGGCGGUCUUCCAGGAAACGACCGACACGGGUAGCCCAGUCAUCAUCAGAUGAGCUUGAACACUCAGAACCAGUUCAAGGAGACCAGGGUCCAGGAGUUGGCCCUGAUCAAGAUCAAAUGGAUCUUACUCCUCCACUCCCCCCGACUCCCCCCAAACCUCCCACCAGGCCCAAGCAUGUCCGCCAUGCCAGCGAACCUGCCACUUUCAUCCCCAUUGCUCCGCCUCCACAAUCCCAGAGAGCCCAGGGGGAACCUCCUGCCUUUCGACCCGCCCCUGCAUCCUCCAACCCGGCUAAGCCAGCAGGUGAGGAUGCCCCCUCCCUGGAGGAUGUAACUAAGCAGUAUAUUCUGAAUGCCCAAGGCGGGGAGGGGGACGUGGCUGGUUCUGGGCCUGGUGGAACGGUGCCUGUACCAGACGGGUCCAACUCCAGCCCUGCCGCUCCCACCGGUGCCAGAGAAGCCGGACUGCAAAGGAAAAGCAGCGAGGAGCUCAGCACACCAGCCAAACCCAGAGUGGACAUGAGAAGACAUGUCGUGAUGACCCUCCUGGACACUGAACAGUCUUAUGUGGAGUCGCUCCGGACACUCAUCCAGGGCUACAUGCGGCCUUUGAAGCAACCGGACAGUGGAUCCCUAGUGGAUCCCUCGUUGGUGGAUGAGAUGUUCUAUCAGAUCCCAGAGAUCCUGGAGCAUCAUGAGCAUUUCCUGGAGCAGGUCACUGGUUGCAUCAGCCAAUGGCACGACAGACAGACAGUGGGCCAACUGCUUAUUCAAUCUUUCUCCAAAGAGAUUCUUGCUAAUAUUUAUUCGGCGUACAUCGAUAACUUUCUGAACGCCAAAGACGCAGUCCGGAUUGCAAAGGAGGCCAAGCCGGCGUUCCUGAAGUUCCUGGAGACCAGUAUGCGUGAGAACAAGGAGAAACAGGCCUUGGGCGACCUGAUGAUUAAACCUGUCCAGAGGAUCCCUCGCUAUGAGCUGCUUGUCAAGGACCUGCUGAAGCACACCCCAGAGGAACACCCGGACCACCGGUUGCUUUUGGACGCCCAGCGGGACAUCAAGCGUCUGGCUGAGAAGAUCAAUAAGGGGCGUCGCUCCGCGGAGGAGGUGGAGAGAGAGACACGUGUUAUGCAGGAGAUUGAGGCCCACAUCGAAGGAGUCGAACAUGUCAGAGAUAUCCUGAACCCAACGAGGAAGUUCCUCAGGCAGGAGAUGGUGAUGGAGGCGAAGACCGUGGGGGGUAAGAAGGAUCGUUCUCUCUUCCUGUUCAGUGAUCUGCUGAUCUGCACCACGCUCAAGAGGAAGUCUGGGUCCCUGAGGAGAAGCUCCAUGAGCCUCUACUCAGCUGCCAGUGUGAUUGACACCUCCAGUAAAUACAAGUUUCUGUGGAAACUUCCUCUGGAAGAUGUAGAGAUGGUGAAAAGCCCCUCCCAAGCAACCAACAAAGAGACCAUCCAAAAGAUGAUUGGUCGACUGGACGAGGACCUGAGCACCCUGGGACAAAUCAGCAAACUGUCAGAGACUCUCAGCUUCCCUCACCAGUCUCUGGAUGAUGUGAUAAAGGACUUGAUGGCAUCCGUACACAGGGAGCUAGCGGAGAAGCAGUCCCUGGCCUUCAGCAUGACCUUCCUGCCCACCAAGCUGGAGCUAACCACCGCCUCUGCUGAGACCAGCUUCGUCUUCGAGUUCAGCUCCCCGGACACACGGAGCAACUUCGAACAGGCCUUUGAAGAUGCCAAGAAGAAGCUUGCAAUGAACAAGGAUCAGUGGGACCCAGAGUUCCUGAAGGCUAUCCCGAUUAUGAAGACUCGUAGUGGGAUGCAGUUCUCGUGUGCGUCCCCCAGCCACAGCUGUCCAGAGAGCAACUGUGAGGUUUGGGUGUGUAACAGCGAUGGUUAUGUAGGCCAGGUAUGUCUGCUCAACAUCAAGGACGAGCCCACAGUGGAGGCCUGCAUCGCCGUCUGCUCCGCCAGGAUCAUCUGCAUUGCUGCUGUUCCCGGACUCAAGGGGAGGGAACGUGGAGUGGAGCCUGCCCCUCCCCCGGUAGCUGCCGACCCAACCCCAUCCCAGCAGCAGCUGCACAUCUCCAUCUCUCAUUCGUCACUGGAGCUGACCGAGCCCCUUUCCGGAGGGGGGCCAGAGCUAGUUCCGUUUGACAACGACGACUCGGACGAUGAAGAUUCCCCUAGCCCCUCUUCCACUCUACAGAGCCAAGCCAGCCAUUCCACGAUAUCGUCCAGCUAUGGCAACGAGGAGGGCACUGGUUCAAAGGACAUGGCCACAGAGACCACCAGCAGUGAAGAGGAGCAGGAGUACCCCGUGUCCAAUGCUUACGGAGCUCCGGGAGGCCUCGGGGGAGGCCGACGAGGUCGACCCCACAGUGAGAGCCCUAUGGAUGGGAGAGCCAUGCGCCGCUCCUCCCGGGGAUCCUUCACUAGAGCCAGUCUGGAGGAUCUUCUCAGUAUUGACCCAGAGGCUUACCAGAGCUCUGUGUGGCUGGGCACCGAGGAUGGAUGUAUUCAUGUGUACCAGUCAUCCGACAACAUCCGCAACCGUAAGAACAGCAUGAAGAUGCAGCACGCCGCCUCCAUCCUGAAUAUCCUGUACCUGGACAACAAGGUGUUUGUGUCCCUGGCCAACGGCGACAUCAUCGUGUACCAGAGGGAGGCCAGCAGCUUCUGGGACGCCCAGUCCUCUCAGACUCUGAGUCUGGGCACGCCCGGUAGCCCCGUCACCAAGAUGGUCCCAGUCGGGGGGAAGCUGUGGUGCAGCUCGCAGAACCGCAUUCUCAUCAUCAACACGACCAGCCUGCAGCAGGAGCAUUGUUUCCAGGUGGGCACCGACUGCAGUCGUUGUGUGACCAGCUUGGUAAGCUAUGGCCAGGGGGUGUGGCUAGCGCUCCAGGGCAGUGCCCAGAUCAGACUGUACCAUGCCCAGACCUGGGAGAGCUUGACAGAGGUGGACGUGGCUCCCGCCGUGCACAAGAUGCUAGCAGGUUCAGACGCAAUCAUCCGGCAGCAUAAGGCCGCAUGUCUGAGGAUCACAGCCCUCUUGGCGUGUAAGGACCUGCUCUGGAUUGGCACCAGUGCGGGGGUUGUCCUGACGCUGUCCAUCCCGGCCGUCAGUUCUGGUACGGUGUCCGGGACGCUGCGGUCACCCUUGACCCCCAUGGGCUCCGCUCACGGACACACCGGCCACGUCCGGUUCCUGACUUCCAUAGAGUUGCCCGAAGGCUUCAACGUCAACUUCCCCCUGCCUGCCGAUACCGCGGGCAACCUGGCCCAGAGUGGUGUUGACGGGGGUAACGGGGGUCUGCAGAGGCGGGACUCUGCUCUCCGACGAGCCUCCGCCCACCUGCCCGCCAAAACCAAUCAGCUUGUGAUCUCCGGUGGCGAUGGUUAUGAAGAUUUCCGGCUGACCAAUAGCAGUGAGACAGUGGGGCGGGACGACAGCACCAACCACUUACUGCUGUGGAGGGUCUGAGCCAAUCAGCUGGACAUAUUUAUCUACCCUCCCCCCUCCCCCGGCACUAACAACACACUGCUUUGGAAGGUUUGAGGACAUACCCAUGUUCCUGUUCUGUGCCAGUGAGAGAUCCCCACCUUCAGAUGAAACGACGUACGACGCCUCACCCUGCUCCUCAAAUUCCUCCCCCUUUUUAAUCAAUACAUUCACUUUAUUGGCUCUCUGCUCAGUCUUCUGGUCUGUGUGCAUUGGUGUUGUAAGCCUGGACUGAAAAACACUUUCAAAUCGGGUUUCGGUGUUUUGUAAAUCACUGAGUGUUUAGGCAUCGGACAAGACUCGCACUCCGCUU
This is a messenger RNA of Esox lucius (northern pike), 8179 nucleotides long. RefSeq names its product rho guanine nucleotide exchange factor 17. Lineage: Eukaryota; Metazoa; Chordata; Actinopteri; Esociformes; Esocidae. Bases 79 to 7848 code for a protein of 2589 amino acids. The transcript has 20 exons. Gene Ontology annotation, molecular function: protein binding; guanyl-nucleotide exchange factor activity. The record is from RefSeq and is a predicted model, not a curated record. Gene Ontology annotation, biological process: actin cytoskeleton organization.